This is a messenger RNA of Paramormyrops kingsleyae, 1829 nucleotides long. The record is from RefSeq and is a predicted model, not a curated record. Lineage: Eukaryota; Metazoa; Chordata; Actinopteri; Osteoglossiformes; Mormyridae.
UCCUCUUUGUCAUUUGCGCGUAUCCUAUGUGAAAGAAGCCCGCGGAGCAGGAAUGAAUGUUCUUUUGAUUGCGGGAAAUGAAAUGAAAUGAGUAAAGUCACGACUACGUUGCUCGACAUACAUUUUAUCGCAGUUUCCUAUAUUGUCUUUUGAGUAUAUAGUAUUGCUGAAUGGUGAAAAUCUACUGCAUCAGUAUAAUGGAGACCGACCAAUGCAAAAGGACGCGGCAGUAUGGCUGGGCAUUUCUUCAUCUUGUGAUUCUGUCGUUAUUGAGCAGAAGAGGAUCUUGUCAAGUCCGUUACUCCAUCCAGGAGGAAUUACCGCUCGGCACCGUAGUGGGGAAUGUGGCUAAAGACAUCGGACUGGAUACAAGCGUGUUGGUGGAUCGGAACCUGCGUAUUGUGACAGGAACAAAGCAGGACCUUUUCCAGGUAAACCAGAGAGACGGCAGUUUGUUUGUGAACCAGAGGAUAGACAGAGAGGAAUUAUGCGGAAAAACGAUUCCGUGUUAUUUUAAUCUUAAAGCUGUGAUUGAGACCCCGGUAGAAAUGCACCGAGUUAGUGUAGAAAUUUUAGAUAUUAAUGACCAUUCACCCAGUUUUCCCAGCAGGGAGAGUCGCAUUGAAAUUUCCGAAUCCGCCACGACUGGAACACGUUUUCAAUUAGAGGCUGCGAUAGACCCUGAUGUAGGUGUAAAUGGUUUGCGAUUUUACAAACUGAGUCACAGCGAGUAUUUCAAACUUGAAAUUCACGAUCGGAAUCAAAACAUUAAGAUUCCGUUUUUGACAUUACAGAAACCAGUCGACAGGGAACUCAAAACGGUGCAUAAAUUAUCUCUAGUCGCCUCGGACGAUGGUAGUCCACAGCGAUCGGACACCUUGAAUAUUACAGUUACAGUUCUGGAUGUAAAUGACAACGCCCCGGUUUGUAAUAGACAGGAUUACACCGUCUCGAUCCAGGAAAAUGCUCAAAUUGGUACGGUUCUUAUACAAGUUAAUGCGUCUGAUGCAGAUGAAGGCAUGAAUGGCGAAGUCGAAUACUCAUUUCGCAGUAAUUUCAGGAGUAAAACGUCUGAGGUCUUCGAUUUGGAUGCAAAAACAGGGAAAAUUGUAGUAAAAGGCUUGAUUGAUUUUGAAGCGAAACAAGUUUACGAGAUAAAUAUUCAAGUCUCAGACAAAGGAUCGCUUCCCAUGACUUCUUACUGUAACGUGUUCGUGAAAGUUGAUGAUGUGAAUGACAACAAGCCCGAAAUAGAGAUCGCCUCUCUGUCCAACCAGAUUCCCGAGAAUACGCCGGUAGGUACCGUAGUGGCGCUGAUCGGAGUAACUGACUUGGAUUCAGGUGUGAAUGGACAUGUAAUUUGUACACUGGGGGAGGACAUACCGUUUGAACUGAAACACUCGAGUGAGGACAAUUUCUAUUCAUUGGUGACAAAGAGACGGCUAGAUAGAGAGUCGGUACCACAGUACGAGAUAAGAAUAACAGCGAAGGAUAUGGGGACCCCUUCGUUAUCCUCCGUUAAGGCUUUUCGUGUGGAAUUAUCAGACGUUAACGACAACAGUCCGGUAUUCUCACAGAGUCCCUACACCUUCUAUUUAAUGGAAAAUAACGACCCAGGUGCAUCUAUAUUCAAAAUUAGUGCCUCUGAUGCAGAUGAGAAUGAAAAUGCUCUAAUUUCCUAUUCAUUUGGGAACGUAAUUCGAAGUCAAAGUGUAACUUCUUUUUUGAACAUUAACUCUGGUAGUGGUGAUAUUUAUGCACUGAAAAGCUUUGACUUUGAAACAAUGAAAACCUUCCAGUUCCAAGUAGUAGCUAAAGACUCCGGAACC